UCCUAGGUGAUGAUCGAUGUUAAAUCACUUUUUUCAAAUAAAGUUACCGUUUUAAUUACAUGCCUUCAUUUUUAUUUAUUUUUUUGAAAAUAACUCUUAAAAUGCCGGUAGAUUUUGGUGUAUCGUGAAAUGAUCUAGUGAUAUAUAUACUACUAUUACGUACAUUCAUCAACCAAAUUGGAUGGCAUGAUGCUAUUAAUGCAUUAAUUGCAUUUUUCACCAACCAAGCCUGACCGCCUCUCGACAAAGGAGCGUAGCCCCUCAGCUUUACAAAUUCAUUAUUUUCCUUCUUCCUCCUCCACUACUCUUCUUCUUCCUCCACCACUCUCCGCCCUCAUCUCCUCCGCCUUCUUCCAAAUGGCUGAUCAGCAAACCAUAACCCGAACGCCUCAAUCCAUGGAGGAAGCCUACGAAUUCUUCCACAUUUCGGUCAACCCAGACGGUUCCCUCACAAGAAAAACCCCCUUUCCUUCCGUACCCCCCAACCCAGAAGUAGCCGACCUUCCUUAUCUCUCCAAAGAUAUCCCUCUCAACCCGAGAAACAACACUUUUAUCCGGCUCUUCCGACCCGUUAUUAACCCCCCUCCAAACUCAAACUUCCCGCUCAUCAUUUACUUCCACGGCGGCGGCUUCGUUUUCUUCAGCGCAGCUGACGUCAUCUUCCACGGCUCAUGUGGCCGGACGGCUUCCCACGUCCCCGCAUUGGUUGCUUCCUUGGAGUACCGUCUUGCGCCAGAACACCGCCUCCCCGCCGCCUACGACGACGCCAUCGACGCACUCCACUGGGCCAAAGCUCAGGCCUCCGCCGCCGACGGCGGCGAGGGUUGUGAUCCGUGGUUGCGGGAGCUGGCUGAUUUCUCCAAGGUUUUCUUGAUGGGAAGUAGUGCCGGCGGGAAUAUGGUCUACCAUGUAGCCUUGCGGGCCCAAGAUGUUGAUCUUGGGCCGAUGAAACUCGCUGGGCUGAUUAUGAACGAGCCCUUCUUCGGCGGGGUCCAGUGGUCGGAUUCGGAGCUCCGGCUGGCUGACGAUAAGGUCGUACCUCUCCACGGGACGGAGCUUCUGUGGCAUCUGGCGUUGCCGGAGGGAGCCGACCGUGAUCACGAGUUCAGCAACGUGGCGCACCAUGCGGGGUCCCACGUGGAGAAGAUCCGGCGGUUCCCGAGGUGUUUGAUCAGGGGCUACGGCGGCGAUCCUCUUGUCGACCGGCAGAAAGAGGUGGCGAAGUUGCUGGAGGAGAACGGCGUCGAGGUGGUGCCGGUGUUCACUGACGAAGGGUACCAUGCUGUUGAGAUAUUUGACCCUAAAAUGGCUGCAAUUUUGUACGAUGAUAUCAAGGAAUUCGUUAACUCCUCGUCGGAGGCGGCGGCGACGGCCCCAUCUGAAAUUAACGCCGCCGGAAAGUCGGCUAUGUAAUUUAAUGCGGUGCGCGGGAGUCUGGCAUUCGGUGAUAUUAAAUGCCUCCGAAUCUCCGACGAAGGAUUUUAUUUCGUUCAUUUUUUUUACCUUUUUUUUUUUUGGACAUUUUGCAUGCAUAAUAAGUUAAUCCUAUUAUAUUAUGGUUUACUUUCAUUUUUCUUUUUUUUUUUCCCCCUUUAUGAAAAGUGGAAAAACUGGUUGGUUGAUGAUGUAGUAGUGUGGUACUUGGAGAUUUGGAGUACAUUCCAAGUGAAGUUAUCUCUUAUGUUAAUAAUUAUACUUAUACUACUCUUUUUUUUUAAUAUAAUAGUUCACCGGUUUAGGGGUUGGCAUGGGUAGCCCUAUAUAUUAUUGCUAUUGUAAAGUGUAUAAAUUUGAUUAAAAUAACAAUCCAUGGA
This is a messenger RNA of Oldenlandia corymbosa var. corymbosa, 1814 nucleotides long. The record is from the annotation of a GenBank genome assembly. Lineage: Eukaryota; Viridiplantae; Streptophyta; Magnoliopsida; Gentianales; Rubiaceae.